AGCAGGCAUUUCCAGAAUUCACCACUCCACAAAUGCAUUCGGUGCUGAAACAUGGCAGCCUGCCUGCAGGCAUUGACUCAGACAUAUUUGAUGAGCGCUUGCUGCACCUCUUAGAGAUUGGCCGGGACUGCGUCGACAUAGAGUUGGUGCGAUGGGCUCUGCGUUUGCAGCCCGAUGUUGAUUUGCAUGCCCUCUUACAAAGCCGAAAGCACGUCUGCGGUGGCAGCAAUGCAAAGACUGGCCUUGUGCGUCCUUUGGGGGUUCCCUCCGUUCGCCCACGGUCCCCUUUGAGAGAUCAUGUGGACUUGCUGGCGCUGAGUAGAUUGAUAGCCGAUCUACUUGACAUUUACAUUGCCAAUGGAAACAAGCAUGUUUCAUACUGGCAGUUGCACGACCAACUUGCCUGGGAUGGCGAUGACUAUCGAUGCCUUCGUGAGCAUUUCACUCUUCCAAGACUUCUAGCGUGCUUCUCCUUGUUUGACCACAACUUUGGAGGGCAGCAGUGCGCGCUCAGCAAGAGGAACUAUGCAGUAUGGGGCGCUGAACGAGUUGUGAAGGGGACUCUGCAGAAGUGGCAGAACGACAUUGCUGAGCCGCUGGCUCCCAUGGAGUUCCAGGAUCCAUCUGUCAGAGGGCCUCUGCAAGAAGGACGCUUUCUAAGUUUUGUGGACGUGAUACGACAGCUACGCUGGACAGCAGAGUUUGCGCCGCAUGUGGGGGAGAUGUUAGAAUGGGCUUGGCAGACACCAGGUUUGGAGCUUGGCAUCCGACUCUCAUCCGCCAGUUUUGCCUGCAGAGACGUGCGAUGGGAGGACAAAGACAGGAGUGAAAAAGGCGCAUUGCAUGCAUUGGCGGAUCACUUGGAGACCAAGCCAGGCUUGUCUGAGCACAUUGCAGCUUUGCGCAGUAGUGUCCAUUGGCGAGAUUAUGGCUUGGGGCCUUUGGAGAAGUUUGUGCGGAAGUACACCGCAUGGUUCCAGGUCUCAGGGGACCGAAUUACGUUGUGCCACAAGAGUUGGAAGGGCGAUUCCAACCACACCGAAGCACACGCGGCUGGUCUGCCAUUGCCAAAGAAGGGAACAAACGAGGACAGUGACAUUGAUGACAGCUCUGACAUGGAGGGUGAAGAGCCUGAAGUCUCAUGUGCCUCGGAGAAAUGGCCAUCCUACCAGCGCCCCCCUCGGCAUUUUACUGCGGUCGAAGGCCACUGCUAUCAUGAGAUUUGUCAGAAACAAGCUCUCCUGGCACCUGGGCCAGAGCUUGGACUUCCAAAUGAUAUUGUGCUGCCUCACCUCCGCGGCGAUGCAAUGCUGUUCAAAGAGAUCGGUGAGCAGAUGGAACGCUUCAUGGAGCGGUGGGGUCCCCGUACUCAGGACCUGGAGCAAAGAUGGUGUGUCUUUUCCGAUAUCCAGCGAGCACUUGCGCUGAACCUUCGGUUGACGUGGCCGAAGCUGGAAGUGUCAUUAUUCGGUACAUCUGCCAGUGGGCUUGCCCGCAGAGAUUCCGAUCUGGAUUUGCUAUUGGACUUGGAUGGUGCAGGAAACCGGGAGCUACCUCGUUCCAAUGUCCCCAGCAUCCUCUCCCAGUGUGAGGAGGCUUUGGGUCGAGCAGGUGCUGAGGAGCUCCAGGGCAUUCCGAACGCAAGGAUACCGAUUGUGAGGGGCAAGAUUCAUGGGAUUCGAUUCGACUUGUCCUUGGGCACAACGUGUGGACUGUGGAACACUGCCUUCUUGCGGGAAUGCCUGAAGGAUGAUCCAGGAAGAGUGAUGGCUUUGUGCAGUUGCGUAUCAUCCUGGAGCAAAAUGCGCGGUGUCAAUGAUUCGCCCAAUGGCUUGCUGAGCACCUACUCUGUAUUGCUCAUGGUGAUAUUUUAUCUGCAAAUACGGGGACAUUUGCCAAGACCUCCGGCAGAUUUCAGCAAGUUGAAAUUGGACGACGCACCAUACGCGCCUCCAGUUUCAAGUCUGUCUCACGAAGAGCUUGGACGUACAUUGGUCGACUUCUUUACUUUUAUAUGCAGCUUCAGGUGGGACUGUUGGAUUGCAUCUGUGCGAUGUGCCACGGCAUUGCCACGCAGCAGCAAGGGCCGUGCUUGGCGAGUGGCGCCACUGUGUGUGGAGGACCCCUUCGAAACACAUCUGAAUACUUGCAGGCGUGUGAAUCCAAGAGCUCGGCGACAGAUCUUGGGCGCAUUUCAAGCAGCCUUGAGGAGACGGUGGGGAUGUUGAGGGAAUCGUCAGCAGCGGAGAUUUCAACUUUCGAUGAGCUCAGAACAGCGGUGGCGCGCAACAUUGGCAAAAAUGCGCCCUGCUGCAGAUCCAGGUCACAUAUGAUUACAUGAUGGCGAUGGCUGGACCUAGACCUCCAAACUACAUGAGUCUACAGACUCCAGACCAGGAGCAACCUGCACAUUCACCGUCCUGCACCAUUGCCCCCAUCAUGAAGAAGAUUAAAGCCUGGGGCCCGGCUUUCUAGACCUAAGAUGUUUGGCGGCGUGAUGAUGCAGAUUUUAGCGGAUUGAGGAACAACUUACUCGUACUUUAUUAGUGAAUGAUGAAGACAAGAACAGAGUUCAGAAUUCAUGAUGAUAAGGCCUUGUAAUUGCGCAAAUUUCAAGGAUGUGCAAAGCUCAUAGUGAUAGUGCGUGUGGCAGGUGAAUGACAGGGUUGUAGUUUUGAGAUUGUCGCACGGCAACCAGAGGUGGAGGCCAAUCCUGAGAUGGGCAGUGUUCUCUUUUCUUGGCAUCCAGUGGCGCCUUUUCCACCCCAGAAUACAUGAACUUUGUCAAGUUGUGUGACGCCCUAUUGUGGCGGCCGCCGGAGCUUGGGCUCCAUGCAUGAUCCAACAGCAGACGCCAGGCGGGAUUCUAGCAGAGUCCUGUCAGGUGGGUCGUGGCAGCCAGACCAGUGAAGGAAUGGACGGCUUCUCAAGCCCUGCACCGACAGUGAAGACCGCUGUGAAGACCACAGUGAAGAUGUGGGCUCCGCAAAGUAGACUUUUGCCACUGUUGGACCGUCCAUGGACGUACGACCAUGUAGACUCAACACAAACAUGUCCCAAGCUGGCUGAAGGAGAUUUUGAUGUGGCCUGUGGCUCGAGUUAUUUCUUUCAUGCUUGUGUCCCAGACCAGCCUUUAGUUUCUGCAUCGCCAUGCUUCAGGCAAGUGCACACCUCAGUUUCAUUCCC
Durusdinium trenchii is the source of this 3186-nucleotide messenger RNA. NCBI's taxonomy places the organism in Eukaryota, Dinophyceae, Suessiales, Symbiodiniaceae. The record is from the annotation of a GenBank genome assembly.